AUGGAAUCAAAACUUAAUGAAACAUCUCUUGACUUCCUUUCAUCGAUCUACCAUGCACCCUGUCAUGCACAGUGGGAGCGCAUGAUGCGUUGCGACGGCCUGCCUGACCCGACCAGCGUGCCCGAGAUGAAUCGAUACCUGAGCCUGUGGCAGGCUGACCCCGCGUCCGCCACGCUCGAGGGCGCCCUCGCCAAGACCGACCAGGUGAUACACGUAAUAUCAGAGCUGGAGAAUGUCAUGGAGGAGACGAGGGACGCGACGGAGAAGCAGCUCAGGGAUUGGAAGGAGAUCUGGCUUCAGCUGCAGGAGGCGCAGAAGGGGAAGCUGGACCAGGCGACCUACCAUCAGCUGCUCGACCUCCGCCCUCACCUCGAUCACGAGACGAUGGUAUAUUCCUUCUUCACGUCGUCUCCUCUGGUGUCCCUCGCCCUCUGGAGCAACACAACUCGGUCGCCGAAAAAUAAUAAUCAUCAGGUGAAGGAGCUGGGCUUCACCUUCACCUUGCCAGCGGACUUAUCAGAGGCGGAGUGCGUGGUGCGCGUCAUGAGGACAGAGUACGACCACUACUCCAAGUUCGCGCGGACCUACAACCCGCCGCUCGUCCCCGAAACCUGCGGGGAGCUCAUCGGUGAGGGCUGCGGCGGCUGCGGCUGUGCUCGCCUUUUUGAAGGAGGGCGAUGGGGCUUCAGAGAUGAAGAGGAACCGGAAGAGACACCGAGAGAAGAUCCUCCGGCAGACAAAGAGGGCUUCCGCUGCGCGACCUCACUUCCCCCAGGAGCCCCCCAGGUGUCCACGAAGAAGGCGAAGCCGCCGCACUACACCGACACCGCCCCUGGAGAACUGAACCUCCGUCGGUACCGCGUUCAGGGCGGCGUCUAUACCGUGGACCUGCUGGAGGUGCCCCCGCAGCCCCGGGUUCUGGCCGACUGCCGACAAUCGCUGAUCCUCCUUAUUCACAGGUUGCCAGACUCUGCCUUUUGGUUCGAACCUCCUCAGAUGGUGUUGUGGGACGAGAACAAGCGUUGUUGGUCGACUGAUUAUUUUCACGACGUCAAGUACAAUGAAGACCAGUGCGUUAUGCAGGUGCGCACCAUGCGGCUGGGCGUGAUGGGCCUUGCCAUGAACCGCUACGCCAACCUCCCCUUCCAGAGCUGGGAAAUGAAGCCGAAGGGCGCGUCCUCGGUGUCGCUCACCCUCAUCGCCGCCGUCGUCGUGGCCGACUUCACCAUCACGGAAGGUCAGGUGUGUCUGGCUAACCUGCAGGACGGCGCCCGAACAGCCCUCUCGCACCUGUACGGAAAGAACAUGAAGCCGGGGGCGCUCAUUAAGACCCUACAAUUCUACGGCAUCAACCUGUUCCCGGACCGAGAUUCCUACUGCUACAUCGACGGGCUCCCGACCAAGCACCGCCCGACGGAACAGCACCUGUACAGAUGCAUGGCCCUCGUCGCUCCGGCCGUGCACUUCGCCUGGAGCAGGUGGAAUCUCCUGGCGGGGAAGACCAAACUCGUGUUCCAGAUGAAGACGAAGAAGCUGGUGACGGACGAGAGUCAGUACUACGCUGACUUGUACCAAAUGGUGCUGGGCGACUUGGGGUCCUCCGUGCGGCAGACGGUGGAGGCCGCGUCACCCGUCUUCAUCCACACCAUCCACUCCAUGCUGAAGUCGGCGUCGGUCAUCUCCUACUGCUAA
Messenger RNA from Penaeus monodon (black tiger shrimp), 1692 nucleotides. RefSeq names its product axonemal 84 kDa protein-like. The record is from RefSeq and is a predicted model, not a curated record. NCBI's taxonomy places the organism in Eukaryota, Metazoa, Arthropoda, Malacostraca, Decapoda, Penaeidae. Gene Ontology annotation, cellular component: axoneme. Gene Ontology annotation, molecular function: microtubule binding; beta-tubulin binding.